AUGAAUCAUCCCUCUGUUAUACUUUGUAAUGAAGAAAGGUACUACCUUCGCCACAAGAAACUUCAUUCACCUCUUUACUCUUCGGUCCAAUCCAUCCCCAACGCUCGUAACCUCUCUUCCUCAACGAUAACUGACACCACAAGACCUUUCCCUGAUUACUCCCCGAAGAAACCUUCAGUGAGAGACACCGAACUCGUCCACCAAAUCGCCAAUGUGAUUAAGCUUCGUCGCGCUGAGCCUCUGAGGCGUAGCUUAAAGCCUUACGAAUGCAAGUUCAAGACUGAUCACUUGGUUUGGGUUCUGAUGAAGAUUAGGUCUGAUUACAGCUUGGUUCUUGACUUCUUUGAAUGGGCACGCUCCCGUAGAGACUCCACUAUUGAAGGCCUUUGCAUUGUCACUCACUUAGCUGUGGCGUGUAAGGAUUUGAGAGUGGCUCAUUCUAUGAUAAGGAGCUUCUGGGAGAGACCGAAGCUGAGUGUUGCUGAUUCCUUUGUACAGUUUUUUGAGCUUUUGGUGUAUACUUACAAGGACUGGGGCUCGGAUCCGAAUGUGUUCGAUGUGUUCUUCCAAGUACUAGUUGAGUUUGGGAUGGUACGUGAAGUUAGGAAAGUGUUUGAGAAGAUGUUGAAUUACGGGUUGGUUCUCUCUGUUGAUUCAUGUAACCUUUACCUUGACCGUCUUUCGAAAGAGUGUGAUAAAAAAACUGCAACGGCUGUUGUAGUGUUUAGGGAGUUUCCUAAGGUGGGUGUUUGUUGGAAUGUUGCUUCUUAUAACAUUGUGAUUCAUUGUGUUUGUCAACUUGGGAGGAUACGCGAAGCUCAUCAUCUACUCGUUCUUAUGGAGUUGAAAGGCUAUACCCCUGAUGUAGUAAGUUACAGUACAGUGAUAAAUGGAUACUGUAGAUUUGGGGAACUUGAAAAGGUCUGGAAGCUCAUUGAAGUAAUGAAAAAGAAGGGGUUGAAGCCAAAUUCUUAUACUCAUGGUAGCAUCAUUCUCUUGCUCUGCAGAAGUGGUAAGUUGGUCGAAGCAGAGGAGGCUUUUCCAGAGAUGGUAGAGCACGGCAUUGUUCCAAUCGAAACAGUGCCAAUUGUCCAUUACAUUAUUUCCAAGUCUAAAUGUUCUGAAUAUUUGGAAUAAUUCGAAUUAUGAAUGACAAUUAUUUGAUUUUAAA
Messenger RNA from Brassica napus (rape), 1171 nucleotides. Its product is annotated as pentatricopeptide repeat-containing protein At1g05670, mitochondrial-like. Bases 1 to 1137 code for a protein of 378 amino acids. Gene Ontology annotation, molecular function: protein binding. The record is from RefSeq and is a predicted model, not a curated record. The transcript has a single exon. NCBI's taxonomy places the organism in Eukaryota, Viridiplantae, Streptophyta, Magnoliopsida, Brassicales, Brassicaceae.